AUGGAGGCCAUGAGGCAGCCGGACGCAGUGGGCGACAUCAGCCCGGCUCUAGAGGCCACCGAGGACUUCGCCGCCCCAGGUGUGCCGCCACCUUCCGAGAAGUUGGAGGAGGCCUCGAGCGCCGCGCUGGUCAAGCUGAGCUCCGGCGGCGUGCGGGGGCUACUAACUGGCCGACGGCCCGAGGUGGGCCCGCUCGGGCUGGCUUGGGCCGACAGCCUGAGUGCGGCGGGCCUCAGGCACGGCAACAGGAGCCGGGCGCGAUCUACCAACGACCUGCUGUCGCAAGGCAAGGAUUGUGCCGCGAACGCCACUUCCAACGCCGCCUUCAAGAAGGGACACAACAGGUCUAGGUCUGAUGUCAACUACCGGACGGCUGCCUACACUGACAAUGGGCUCCCUGCCCUGGACACAUUGAAAAACACCAUACUUAACCACCAUGUGCAAGAUGAAAAGGGGAGCAGCAGUAGCAGCAUGGUGUUGAAGCAGGCCGAGAUGGAGUUCCGCGAAGGCCCACGGGGACGCUGGAGCGAGUGCCACGUGGAGCUGACGCCCUGUGAGCUUCGCCUCUACACCUUGGACAGCAGCGCCAACCGCCAGUUGGGCACUGCCUACUCGCUGUCGCACUGCCAAGGCGUGGUGGCGCCCGCGCCCGGCCAGCCCGCAGACCAGCGCACCUUGCAGGCCGUCUUCUUCAACAGCACGCGGGUACAGCUGAGGGCCGCCACCCAGUGGGAGGCCGGCGAGUGGCGACGCCUCGUGUGGGAGAAGGUGCAAGCGACAAGGCCCGCCAGACAGAAGGUGGAGAAGAUGGUCACCUUUCCAGACGCCGCCCCGCUGAGCCGUCCGACCACCCUGCCGCUGUUCAAUCAGCGUUGCCAGGACGUCCUCAAAUCAGGGCUUUUGCACCAACUUCUGGACCAGAACAACUGGUGUGCCUUCACAUUUGUGUUGAGUAGAACCACCCUGCAAGCGUUUCCCACUGAGGGGCGCGCCCCCGUGUCUCGCCCCGUCCGCCAGUACCUGCUGGCCUCCUGCCUGGGCGUCCAGCCGGACCCCGAGGUCCCCGAUCAUGGGGAGCGCUUCCAAGCGGUGUUCGCCGCCGACACUCUACGACUCCGAGCCGAAACCUCCGCCAAGGCCCUGGAGUGGACAGAAGCCCUGAGGGGGGCGGCAGGUGCACGGCGGCCUGCCCAGGAGGAGUGCAGUGCCCCGGUUCUGCAAGGGGUGCCAUUGAGGUCCAGGGAGAGGAAGCAUAGGGAACAGAGAGCUAAGAGGCAGUCGGUUACCACCAGCUUCCUCAGUCUUCUCACCUGUGUCGCGGUGGAGAAAGGACUCACCGCUCAGGGAUUUACUUGUGCAGGCUGUCAGCGUCCAGUGGGCGCCUCCCGAGGCAAAGCCAAAGUGUGCUACUACAGCGGCUGGUAUUACUGCCAAAACUGCCACCAGGACAACACCUUCCUCAUUCCUGCCCGCCUGUUGCACAAUUGGGACACCAGUAAGCACAAGGUGUCCAAGCAGGCGAAGGAGUUCCUGGAGUUUGUGUAUGAGGAGCCCCUGCUGGACGUACAGCAGCUCAACGGGGGUCUGUACGAGCACUGCGAGCCUCUCAGUGCCGUGUUGCGCUUGCGUCAGCAGCUGCAGUCGCUACGCGCCUACCUGUUUAGCUGCCGCGCCACUAUCGCCGAGGACCUGCGGCGAAGAAUUUUCCCUCGAGAGUAUUUGCUGCAGCACAUUCACCUCUACUCCAUAGCUGACCUGCAGCAGGUGAUUGACGGCCAACUAGCGCCCUUCUUGUCCAAAGUUAUCAAGUUUGCCAGCGCGCACGUUCUGGCAUGCUCGUUGUGUCGCCAGAAAGGAUUCAUCUGCGAACUGUGUCACAGUGGACACGUCAUCUACCCCUUCCAGGACGGCGCCACCACCAGGUGCUCAGGCUGCGGCGCCGUUUUCCACUCCGAGUGUCGCCAGAAGUGUCAGCCGUGUCCUCGCUGCGUCCGACGUGAGCUCCACCACGUCCAACGGCCGUCGUCCUUCUGGUCCCCCGACGACGACCCUCACUUGCCCUUCCAGGACACCUGA
Messenger RNA from Nerophis lumbriciformis (worm pipefish), 2076 nucleotides. The record is from RefSeq and is a predicted model, not a curated record. Lineage: Eukaryota; Metazoa; Chordata; Actinopteri; Syngnathiformes; Syngnathidae.